AUGCCACCCGAUCAUAUGGAAAAAUAUAAAAGAUUACUUUCACAGGAGCCGAGAAUCGAUGACAAAUAUGUGAUUAUUGAUGUUAAAUGGUUAGAACAUUGGAAACGUUUUGUUGGUAUUGAUAAAUCAGAUGAAGAACAAGUAACUGAACCAGGUCCAAUAGACUUCACAACAUUAGCCGAUUCCACAGCAGCCAGCAGUUCCAAUGAAGUUCAACUUCGUUCAGAUGCUGUUGAACAAAAUGAUUAUACCUUUAUUCCAUACGAACUUUACAUAGAACUAGAACAGACAUAUAAUAAAAUCGGUCCUGAAAUAAUUCGUAAAGUAAUCCCACAAGGUCCAUUUCAAACUGUAAUUGAAGUUUUUCUUGUACCAUUACGACUUCGUAAAUCAAGCGAUGACAAUGCGAGAAUAAAACAAAUUUAUCGUAGCCGUCGAACAAAAAUAGAAGAUAUAAAAAAAGAAAUUUGUACUGAAUUUUCUAUUCCAGUACGAUCAAACUAUCGAUUACACUCAUCAGUGGAUGAAAAUGGUCAAAAGUGGGAACUCGUUGAUGAUGGUCCAGAUUCAACUCUUGAAGAUAUCAGUUUAACAAAAAAUGCAUUUAUCAUAUAUGAGGACCGACCAUUAGCACUAGAGACAGUUUCUUUAUCAAGAGCAGAGUUUACUCCUGGACUUUGUGGUUUAUCAAAUUUGGGCAAUACUUGUUUCAUGAAUUCAGCUUUACAAUGCUUAUCAAAUGUUCCAGCGUUAACAAAAUAUUUUCUUAGUGACAAAUAUAAAGAACAUAUAAAUCGUGAUAAUCCAUUAGGUAUGAAGGGUGAUGUUGCUAUAGCAUAUGGUAACCUAAUACAUGAAAUGUGGUCAGGUAAUACAGAUUUUUGUGCACCAAGAUUGUUGAAACAAAGUGUUGCAAAUUAUGCACCACAAUUUAGUGGUUAUUCACAACAAGAUUCACAAGAAUUUAUGUCAUUUUUACUUGAUGGUUUACAUGAAGAUUUAAAUCUUGUCAAAGCAAAACCAUAUGUAGAAAAAAAAGAUGAUGAUGGAAAAACUGAUGAUGUAACAUUAGCUAAUGAACAAUGGGAAUAUUAUCGAAAACGAAAUCAAUCAGAAAUUCAAAAUAUAUUUUAUGGACAAAUCAAAUCUCUUGUACAAUGCCUUACGUGUGAAACAAAAGCACGUACAUUUGAUCCAAUCUGUUUUUUAAGUUUACCAUUACCAGUUAAAGCAAAACUACGAGAAUUUAAAAUCGACUAUGUUCGUUUAAAUGGACAAAUUAAAACUUAUCAUAUAAAAUUUAACGAAGAUGGUCAUGUAUGCAAUUUAAUUCAACAGUUUUGCGAUCGUUUUCAAGAGAAAAUGAAAAAAAUGCAUCAAAAUGAACCUAUGAUAACUGAUACAGCAUCGAAAUCGGGUGAAACUAAUCAAGAUAAAGAUGACGAAGAAGAAGAAGAAGAAGAAGAAGAAGAAGAAGAAGAAGAGGAAGAAGAUUUUACAAAAGCAGAUGACUAUGAUGGACAUAAACCUAAACCAGAUUAUAUUUUAGCUGUCGAAGUUUACAAUCAUAGAAUUCAUUUACAAUAUAGAGAUAAUGCUCCGUUAACAAAUAUACUUAAAUGUGAUCAAGUUGUUUUUUAUGAGGUACCUGAUUCGUUAAAAAAUCAAGAUAGUGAAAAUAUUUUAAUUCCAUGCAUAUUUCGAGAUGACGAUUAUCACUACUAUUUUGGUUUACCUAUUUAUCUUAGUGUACCAAAACAUAAUUGUAAAGGAAGAGAUAUUAAAGAAGCAUUACAGAAAAAAAUCAGUAAUUUUCUUCCAUUAACUUCAACGAAUUCAUCAGAUAAACCAUCUUAUACUGCUUCAUUGACAAUUAACCAAAAUUUUAAUCCAACAACCCAAUCAUUAGAAUUACUUCUUGAUGAGCAUAUUGAUUUUACGCAUAUAAGUAGAACACUUGUGGUUGAUGUUGCAUUAUCAAUUGUUGACGAAUAUAAAAAACGAGAAGAUGAAAAACGUUCAGGAAAAGAUCCUGUUUCACCAAUGAUCUCUGGUGUUCAAACACGUAAUCAACAAAAACGAACAACAACAUUAUUAGAUUGUUUUAAAUGUUUUACAAAAAAAGAAGUGUUAUCUGAUGACGAUCUGUGGAAAUGCCCACAAUGUAAGGAAUUAAAAAAAGCAACAAAAAAGAUUGAUAUAUGGCUUUUACCCCAAGUUUUAAUUGUACAAUUAAAACGUUUUAAUUAUACACGUUAUUUUCGUGAUAAAAUUGACUUAUUUGUUGAUUGUCCAAUACGUAAUUUAGAUUUAUCACAAUUCGUUUUAAAUCCAGAUGAAAAAUCAAAAGCAAAAUAUGAUUUAAUUGCUGUUAGUAAUCAUAUGGGCUAUUUAGGUGGUGGGCAUUAUACAGCACAUGCAAAAAAUUCUAAAGAUAAAAAAUGGCAUACAUUUAAUGACUCAUAUGUAUCAGAAGUCAAUAAAGAUAGUGUCAUUGCUCUUGAAAAUAGUCGUAUUAUUCGGAAUAAUAAAAUUAAAGCUAAAAAAAAAGAUAAAACUAUUCUAUUAACAUCAUAUUCAAUGGCUGAAUGGGAUGUUUUAUGUUCACAUUUAGCAAUUAGAAUUCAUGAACAAUUAAAAUGUCUUAGUACACCACAAGAUUAA
This is a messenger RNA of Rotaria sp. Silwood1, 2664 nucleotides long. NCBI's taxonomy places the organism in Eukaryota, Metazoa, Rotifera, Eurotatoria, Philodinida, Philodinidae. The record is from the annotation of a GenBank genome assembly.